Centruroides sculpturatus (bark scorpion) is the source of this 2292-nucleotide messenger RNA. RefSeq names its product derlin-1-like (gene Der-1). The transcript has 8 exons. The record is from RefSeq and is a predicted model, not a curated record. The coding region runs from base 68 to 817 and encodes 249 amino acids. Gene Ontology annotation, biological process: endoplasmic reticulum unfolded protein response. Gene Ontology annotation, cellular component: Hrd1p ubiquitin ligase ERAD-L complex; endoplasmic reticulum membrane. Lineage: Eukaryota; Metazoa; Arthropoda; Arachnida; Scorpiones; Buthidae. Gene Ontology annotation, molecular function: ubiquitin-specific protease binding; misfolded protein binding.
ACGUAAUAGCAUGGAGUCUUCGGGCUAUCGUGAUUGACCAUAAGCGUAUUCGUCGAUGUAACCAGACAUGAGCGACAUAGGGGACUGGUUUCGAAGUUUACCUCUUUUUACUCGUUAUUGGUUUGGAUUAUCAAUAUUUUUUCCUAUUUUAGGAAGAUUAGGAUUAUUAAAUCCUAGAUAUCUCAUUCUUGAAUUCAACAGUUUCAUAUAUAAUCUUCAGUUAUGGAGACCAAUAACAGCAGUCUUCUAUUAUCCACUAAAUCCAGGAACAGGAUUUCAUUAUCUUCUAAAUCUGUAUUUUCUGUAUAACUACUCUGUACGUUUAGAAACAGAUAUUUUUUCAAAUCAGCCUGCUGAUUAUCUGUUCCUGUUACUAUUCAAUUGGAUCUGCAUUGUUAUUGUUGGCUUUCUUGCGGAAAUAUGGCUGUUGAUGGAUCCACUGGUUUUAAGUGUACUUUACGUUUGGUGUCAACUGAAAAAAGAUAUCAUUGUAAACUUUUGGUUUGGAACUCAGUUUAAAGCACUGUAUUUACCUUGGGUGCUUUUGGCAUUUAAUGUGCUUUUCAGUGGAGGAGGUUUAUAUGAACUCAUUGGUAUUCUUGUUGGACAUCUUUACUUCUUUUUUAAGUUUAAAUAUCCUCAAGAAUUUGGAGGCCGUGCCUUGUUGAGAACACCAGACAUAUUACUUCAUUAUUUUCCAAACCGUGUAAGAGGAUUUGGUGGCUUUGGACAAGCUCCAACACCAAGGAGACAACCAGAUGACAACAACCAGAGAAGGUACAAUUGGGGUCGUGGCCACAUUCUAGGAAAUCAAUGAAAAUUAUCUGUGAAUGUAUAAAACUCAAACAAAUUAACUAUGAUCAUCAUUCAUCUAAUUUUUUAAUGAAACAAAGCUGAACUGUAAAAUAUUCAAAAUCUAUAGAUGGUUUUGUUGAAACAGUCAUGUGAAUUAUAUUGUCAUAAAAUUAUUUAUAUAAAAAAUAAACUACAUUAUUCUAAUCAUAAUAUACUUUGUUUAAAGUAGUAAUAAUUUUUUAAGUUAAAUGAACUUAUAUUUAAUACAAAACAUUGCUUGAAAUACAAAUUGUGAUCAGUCCAAAUUUCCUUGCAAUAUUUUUAUUAUUAUUCCAAAAUUCUGAGUUUUUCUAAAUAUAUUAUAAAUUCCAAUAAGUAAAAUUAAUUUUAUUAUAUAAACUGAGCAAAUAAUACAUAAAUUACAUAUACAUUCAAAAUAGUAUAUUAUUUUUAAACCAAAAUAAAGUGAAUGAAUCUAUAAUAAUCAUUAUUAAGUUUUCAUAUUAACUACAUAAUCAGUAUUGAAUUAGCUAAAGAACAAUACAUUUCAAACAUUGAGAAGAAAGAUUUUGAUGGCUCAUUUUCAAAAGAUCUAGGAUUUGCAGUAAACUUUUCAAAAUUGUCCUAGUAUAAAUGAUGAUUUCUAACAGUUGUUUCCAGUCUUUGGCAUUCAAAACAUAUGUUAAUUUACUUUAAUUAACACAGUUAUUAGAUUAAAAAUGGUAACAUUGGGAGAACAUAACAUAAAAAUUUUAAAUAGUCUGAAAAAACUGACUUGUUUUCAUUUUUUCUGACAUAAGUGAUUAUUCAAUGACUGAAGUAUGAUCAUUUAAUUAGUAAAUAAAACUCAGUUUCAAAGACAAUUCUGUAUUUAUAAAAUCUGCAAGGUUAUUUUGUAUGUGUUUUUUUAUCAGAAUUUAUUUGCUUUUUAUCUAAAACAGUUUAGAAUUAUUUAUCUCAAAAUGUUUAUGGCACUUGAUAUGGAUGUUUAGUCCAUCCAACACAAACAAAAUAUGUGAUAGAUUAGCAAUUUCCCAUUUUUUCACCUAAUUACAGAAAUUUUAUUAUUAUCUGAGAAAAAUAUGCACAUUCACUGCCACUGAAACUCUCUUGUUUUUCGAAUAAUGAUGAAAAUUUAAUUAGAUUCAAAUUAGAUAACAUGAAAUAAUUAUGUAAACAAUAAUUUUUAAUAAUUAUUAUUUAGUAACUUAGAAUUGCAGUCUAAAACUAUUACUAGAAAUAAUCGCAUAUGUUGAUAAUUAUCGAGUGAAAUUAAUGAUGAUAUAAUUAGUGAUAUAUUUCUUGGUAUUAUUUGACAACUUGAAAUUUUGUUUUUAUUUGUUAUGCAUAAUUUGUAUAUAGUAAUAUAUUAAUAGCAUAUGAACCCUUAUGAAUAAAUAUUUAUUUUAAAAAAUAUAUCAAAAUCACAUUAAAACUUGGCAUUUGAAGUGACUGCUAUUCUUUAUUUCCCUGCAUAAUCAUUAAUUAAUUCUUUCU